GUUGCCGGAGGCGCCCAGUCUCCCUAAACCACCCCCUCCGCCUGACAUAUUAGCAAUUUUUCCGGAGGAAAGAUAAGCAACUCUGUCAGCACUGACUCAUGGCACCGAUGAGGUGCCAUCCAGCCAGCCCCACGGCUCCACAGACCCACCAAAGUCGUUCCGGGACACUCUUCUUGAUGGCUUGGCAAAUAAAAUGCCACCGCUGGCUAUUUGGAAAUGCUAGAUUAUUGAAAGAAUGGAGAACAGAACAAGAAUAUGAGGUCAUCGAUGUUGGUAUGGGAUAUUUCAUUGUACGAUUUGCCAUGCCGGUAGACUGCUCCAGAAUCUUAACAGGAGGCCCAUAUAAAUUUUUUGACCACUACUUGGCCAUCCAGCCAUGGGAACCAAGCUUCCAUCCGGUGAGAGAGAAAGCCCCGAAGACUGCAGUUUGGGUUAAGUUGCAUGGCGCGCCAUCAAUGUGUUUUCAUGAAGCCAUUGUCCUGUACCUCGCCAGUAAAUUGGGCAAGCCAAUCAAAGUGGAUAGCGUUACCCUGUUGGGCGCAAGGGAGAAAUUCGCUAGAGUUUGUGUGGAAGUUGACCUCAGUCAGAAGCUACCAUCAACACUCGACCUGGAUCCGGAGGAGUUACCCCAAACCAUGGUUUUGGUAGAGUAUGAAGGCUUACACAGGAUUUGUUUUCAUUGUGUAGAAUUUGGUCACACAGAAGACUAUUGUCAUUACAAGCAUCCAGGAAAGACAAUCUCCACAGGGAAUCCAAAUGCCCAAGCAAUGAUCGAACUCACCCAAGCUUUAAAGCCGAAUAUGGCUGAGAACAACAUGGAGCCGACAAGGAACAGGAAGCCUGAUCAGCCCACUAAAGUUUCGGCCUCUUUGCAAGCUAUCCUGAGAAUCAUGGUGAAACCAAGGGGAGUGGAGAAUGGUAAUGGGGCAAAAUCCUCACAACAGAAUCGCUUUGCAAUUAUGGAGGAUUUGAUCGAUGAGGAAACCGAUCUCAUAGGAGCAAUUAAAGGGAAGGAGGUGAUAGAGGCUGGAAACUCCGAAAAUUCAAGUGGAGACUCACUUGCAAUGGACAUCACCCAUUCCCCAGUCCUUGAAGCCCAGCUGUCUAGCCCAACCCACCAAGAGGUUAGUAAAUCGACUGCUCUCCCCCUAGUUCCACCACCAACCCUAGAUAGUUCCUCUGUUAAACCUAAAUCAAAACUGUCUAAAAAGAAGACCAAGACACUAGGCCCAGUUCCUAAAGAAAGCAAAACUAGUGCUCCAAAGCCUUACGACCCACCGACAGUAUCUAAGAAGCAAUCUGACUCCUCCCUGGUGCCAUCAUCCACCCUACCACCAGCAGGAAUUUCUUCUAAUGUUUCCAUCGGACAAGCUGCACCUACUAUGCCACCACCGACACAACAAGCCGCCACUACAUUACAGAUGCUGCCUUCAAUCCAAGUUGCCCCAAUGAGUCUCCUUGAGACUCCAUCCACUCCAAACUUGUCCCAAGCAGGGAAGCCAUCCUUGACAUUGAGGCCAGACCAAAAUCUAGUGGCUAAUCAUACAUCACAGCUAACUAGACAAGUGCCUCCUCUGGUUUCAGCUAAUUGGGUGGUAAUGGGAGAUUUCAAUUAUAUACUCUUGGUUGAUGAGGCAUUCCCAAAGGCCACAAAGCAUUUUGUGAGAGCCCAGCGUUUCAGAGAUAGGCUCUCAAGUUGUGGACUACACUCUACAAAACCUUUGGGGUGUAAGUACACUUGGCUACGCAAACAAAAUAGGAGAGUCCUAUUAAGGGAACGACUAGAUAGGGCUCUCUUCAAUAUGUUGGCACUUGAAGCUUUCCUUAACACCAAAGUGAUUAACCUCCCCUGGCUUUGCAGUGACCACCAUCUAGUGUUGCUCUACUUAGAAGCAAAUUUGCAAAGAGACAUGAUCUCCAAACCUAUCCGAUUUGAGGUUGCAUGGUUAACUCAUGAAGAUUUUAAACUGACUUUCAAAAGUGCAUGGGCUUCACACAGGUCAUCAAUAAUCAUUGCCAUUAAGUCAAUUCAAGAGGCAUGCUUGAAAUGGAAUAAGGAAGUAUUUGGAAUCACCUGGAGUGCCGCUAAUGGAGGAGUCAUUAUGCCAGUGAUUGCAACAUCAACACGUAACUCAUACAUUUUAACAUCCAUAACUGAUAUGGCAAUCUCCAAUAAGAAAUUUCCAGAUCCUCUGAGCCUCUCCUCUUAGGUUUCUAGUCCCGAAACUGAGAAUGUGUUCCUCAUAACCAUCACGGAACUCUUAAGUAUACUGUAUAACACCAGAGCCAGAGGGAUGGAUUAUUUGAUUGAUGUAACUUUUUUUAUCUUAGCUUUUGUCCAGAAACAAGAAAUCAACCAUGAAGAUCACAGUAUAAUAAUAACAACAUGUAAAGAUAUUUGUUAUGUUUCAACAACAACUCUUAGGCUCUAGAAGCAAAAUAAAAUGAGCACUUACAC
Rubroshorea leprosula is the source of this 2458-nucleotide messenger RNA. NCBI's taxonomy places the organism in Eukaryota, Viridiplantae, Streptophyta, Magnoliopsida, Malvales, Dipterocarpaceae. The record is from the annotation of a GenBank genome assembly.